Macrobrachium nipponense is the source of this 1278-nucleotide messenger RNA. RefSeq lists its product as uncharacterized. The transcript is spliced from 3 exons. The record is from RefSeq and is a predicted model, not a curated record. Lineage: Eukaryota; Metazoa; Arthropoda; Malacostraca; Decapoda; Palaemonidae. Gene Ontology annotation, cellular component: extracellular matrix. Bases 21 to 605 code for a protein of 194 amino acids.
UACGACUUCCAUCGACCACCAUGAACUCGAAGGUUGUGCUUCUUGCAUGCUUGGCGGCUGCCUUGGCAUCCUGUAGUCGACCUUCUUACCGACCCCCACCCCGACCUUCCUACAGUACACCUCGGCCUGCCUAUCAGCCUCCAGUCCCCAUCUACGCUUCCCCCCAACCCCUCUACCGACCCCCCCAGCCGACCUACGAUGACGGAUCCUCUGAGGAGAAGGAGAAAGGCGAACCCUAUGAAUUCGAGUUCGCCGUCGAGGACCCCUACAACGGACUGGAAUUCGGCCACAAUUCGGAAUCGGACGGCAACGUCGUGACCGGCGAAUACCACGUCCUCCUUCCGGACGGUCGUACUCAGAUCGUCUCUUAUACGGCCGACCACUACAGCGGAUACAAGGCUGAGGUCACUUACGAAGGAGAAGCCCAGUACCCGGAACCACAGAAGUAUUCACCACCACCACAACAACAGUAUUCACCUCCACAACAACAGUAUUCACAACCUCCAAGACAACAGUAUUCGCAACCCCCACGGCCCCGUUACCAGAAGCCUAAACCUAAGAAACCUCGCAACAGAUAUCAGCCCCCGACUUCCACUUACGGUUAAAAUAACCCCUCUCAUAGAAAAUGGGAAUUGAAGGGGUGGGGGGGUUACUGUAACAUUUAUUUACGGUGAAUAUUUGCAAUGAAUUAAUCAGGUUUUAACUGUAACAUUUAUUUAAGGUGAAUAUUUACAGUGGAUUCAUCGGGGUUUAUGUAGUUUCUGGAUGAUUUUUCGAUGAAUUAUUUAUGUAAAUCACGCAAUUCACUAAAUUCCAAAGGAUACUUCUCACAUUUACAAAAAGUUAAAUUAUUCUGAACAUGGAAUUCAUUCGAAUUCGUGUUGUUUACGGAAUUAAAUUAUAUACAGACAACUCAAAAUGUAGCAAGUAAUUUUACACAUUCAUUGUUUCAUUUAUAUUUAUCAGGUAGGAUUAAUUUAUAUACACUUAUGAAUCUUCAAAUAACGAAAAUUCUGCUAUACCAUUUGUUCCCAAUGGACAUUUUUUUUUCUUUUUUAAUUCCCUGAAGACUACAAUUCAUUUCGUGAAACAUAUUUCUCUUAGAAUGCCACAAAUAACUGCACGAUUUUCUGCAACGUUUAUACCAAUUCAGUUGCAAAAUAGAGCUUUUCGUGGUCGGUGGAAAUAGAUUUCAGACGAUUAAGUCCCUCUGGUGACUUAUAUUACAAAUAAAACGGAGGUUAUCAGUCAUUCUGAAUGUACCCUAUUUCGAUUUGU